This is a messenger RNA of Nomia melanderi (Alkali bee), 487 nucleotides long. RefSeq names its product ribosomal protein S25 (gene RpS25). Lineage: Eukaryota; Metazoa; Arthropoda; Insecta; Hymenoptera; Halictidae. The record is from RefSeq and is a predicted model, not a curated record.
AGGUCGCUGACAGAGAUAAGCUUCAGAGAUGGCGACCGACGUACUUCCCUUUCCUUUCCGAGUGAACAGCCAUCAUGCCGCCUAAGAAGGAUACGAAAGGGUCUUCUAAGCAACCCCAGAAGACUCAGAAGAAAAAGGAGGGAGGAUCAGGUGGCAAAGCCAAAAAGAAGAAGUGGUCCAAAGGAAAAGUACGUGACAAAUUAAAUAAUCAAGUUCUGUUCGACAAGAGCACAUACGACAAAUUGUUGACAGAAGUACCUCAGUACAAAUUGAUCACACCGUCAAUUGUUAGCGAAAGAUUAAAGAUUCGUGGUUCACUUGCCAGGAGGGCAUUGAUAGAAUUACAACAAAAAGGACUUAUCAAACAAGUUGUGCAACACCAUGCACAACUGAUUUACACACGUACUACUAAGGGUGAUGAUCCUGCUGCAUAAAUCAUUUCAACGGAAUGUAUAAGUUCGUUUAAUAAAUAAUUUCUACACACUCA